Molecule: messenger RNA, 1420 nt
Organism: Gambusia affinis (western mosquitofish)
Lineage: Eukaryota; Metazoa; Chordata; Actinopteri; Cyprinodontiformes; Poeciliidae
Product: paired box protein Pax-6-like
Exons: 3
Coding region: 1-933 (310 amino acids)
Molecular function (GO): DNA binding
Source: RefSeq, a predicted model, not a curated record
AUGGCUGAUGAUGUGAACUGGGUGGCUGAUGAGGUCCGGCCUGCGGCCUCCGGCAGCGGCUCGUCUCGCAGCGCCAGCCGCAGAAAGAGGACCAGCUUCUCCAAAGAACACGUAGAGCUUCUACGCGCCACCUUCGAAACCGACCCGUAUCCCGGCAUCAGCCUCCGGGAGAACCUGUCCCAGACCACUGGCUUACCUGAGUCACGCAUCCAGGUUUGGUUCCAGAACCGUAGAGCCCGCACCCUGAAAUGUAAAGAAGCAAAAAAGGCUCUGUGGAUGUCCAGUAGCCCGCAUCAUGAUGCUUUCUCUUCGCCUCCAAGCGUCGCCAGCAGCGGGUCACCGGCGCCGCUGAAGCCUCGGGGGCCGCCGCCCACCUAUCCAGCCCCCCUCAAACAGGAAAUGGACAAAGCCACCUACUACAGCCAAUAUCCUCCUGCUUACUCCCCCCCUGAUCAAUACAGAUCCUUAUUUGGGCAUCAGAGUAGCUACACCAGAGAGUCCAGUCCGCCCAUGUGGGGCAUGUGGCCCCAGCCAGGCACCCAAACCCCUCCUGCCCCCCCUCUGUGGUGCAAAACGCUGGAGAUGAUGAACUUCGCCGCCAACGGGUCAAACGUCUCGUACCCGGAGCAGCAGAUGUACAGCAACUCCUCCUCCACCUCCCAGCCCUCCACUCCAAGCACGCCGGACUCUGGGUACUGGGACGCCAGCGCCAGGAACAACCCUCAGCUGGGAGGUCCGUACUCUCAGCUGGAGAGGUUUUGGACCGGGACGGCUCUGGAGGAGAGCGGCGAGCCGCAGCCCCCGACGAUGACCCAGCAGGCCCCGCUUCCUGUUCUGUCCCUGCAGGACAUCCUGGGGGAGUUAAACGAAAACUGGCUGGAAGGAGAAAUUCUGGAGGGUUGUGCUUCUGAAGAAAAAACUGCUUCCUGUUGAUGCUGGAUCAGUUCAGAUUCUUGGAUGUUUAUUUAUAGCUGCAGUGUGUAACUUUUAUGAAACAUAUUUUUUACUUACUUGUUAAAAAUGUCACUAUAUAUGAGUCAGAUAAUCUUUGAAUAAAUUGAGCUAGAAACAACAAAUCACAGCCAGGAGGCGGGUCUUAGCGUUGUCAAUCACCCUUCCCACUCACCCCCUUGCUUUCUGCUACUAAUAGAGAAUGUCAUAAAGCUCAGGCUUGUUAGCAUGACCACAGAUGACAGUUUUUCUGUAAUGGUAGCUGAUUCUCCACCAUUAGCACAUUUAGCAUUGCAUACAUGAUCUUGAUUGAUAUCGCUAAGACCUGCCUUCUGGUUCUGAUUGGUUGUUUAGAGCGCUGCAGUUCUUCACUUGGUGACUGUUUUAACAAAUAUUCUUAAUAAAAUUCACAUACUGCAGCUUUAAAGUAUGUGCAGCUUUAAAAAAAAAAUAUAUGUUUUGUGCUUAA